Myzus persicae (green peach aphid) is the source of this 1274-nucleotide messenger RNA. RefSeq names its product 52 kDa repressor of the inhibitor of the protein kinase-like. Lineage: Eukaryota; Metazoa; Arthropoda; Insecta; Hemiptera; Aphididae. The transcript has 5 exons. The record is from RefSeq and is a predicted model, not a curated record. Bases 511 to 1149 code for a protein of 212 amino acids. Gene Ontology annotation, molecular function: protein dimerization activity.
CAGAUUUUUUAUCUUAAACCAAAAUUAAAACUACAGUUCGUCUUUAUUUUUUCCGUAUUGCCAUUUACAGUAUUUAAUCGUGCAGUGGCGUAUUUACGGGGGGGGAUAUGGGGGAUAGAUCCCCCCCCUUGACCUUUUUUUUUUCCUAGGUAGCUAAGUUGUCUCAUUUUCUCUAAUAUUCUUAAUAUGAUAUAACAACGGUAUGAUGCAGUGAACGAUUUCUCUGAGCUCUAUCCAUUCGUUCUUAAAGCAUUAGACACAAUAUGUGAUUGGAAAGAUCCAGCAGACGCCUCUAUGCUUAAACAUUCUAUGGAAGAUACCGAAUUCUUAAUUUCGUUUUAUAUAGUUAAGUUCCUAUUUUCUUUUUGUCUUCCUCUAUGUAAGCAGUUACAAAAAGUACAAAUAGAUUUAAAAAAAACUAUAGCUAUAGUUGAGAAUGUAGUAAUCACUCUGAAGGCCAUUAGAGACAAUUACAAAACCGAAUUUAGUCAAAUCUAAAUAAAUGUUAAAAUGGCUGCAGACAAUGUUGGUAUUGAAUUAAAAAAAAAGAGAGUCAUUUCAAAACAAACUUUGAGAGAUAAUCCAAAUCUUCUGGAUUGUUCCAUUGAACAUUAUUAUUGUGUUACAGUAUUUUUACCGUAUGUCGAUUACUAUUUAAUGCAAUUGACUGAGCGAUUUAUUAAUCAUAAAGCUAUAUUUGAAGGUUUUAAUUGCAUUUUCCAAUCAGAAUCACUUAUGGUAGAAAUGGAAGAUAUUGUUGCUUUUCAAAAGCUUGUUGAGUUUUAUUCAUCAACAAUUGACCAACACUCUAGCAUUGCUGAAUUAAAGAUGUGGAGAGUUAAGUUGGUGAAUGAAAAAAUUGUAUUCACCUCUGGGUUACAUGCGUUGGAUGUUUGUGAUAAAGAGUUUUAUCCAAAUAUUCAUGAACUCUUGAAAAUUUUUUGUACAUUGCCUGUAUCGACUGCUACACCUGAACGAUGUUUUUCAAGUUUGAAGAGGAUUAAGUCUUACCUAAGAAAUAGUAUGACAGAAAACCGACUUAAUGGGUUGGCUUUAUUGGCAUGUCACCGGUCGAUACAAAUCAUGCCUGAUGAGGUUAUCGAUGAACUGAGCAUCCAAAAAAACAGAAAAUUGGAUUUUGUAUUGUAACUAUAUAUUAUAUAUAUAUAUAUAUAUUUUAUUAUUAUUAUUAUUAUUAUUUUUUUUUUUUUAUCGUAUUAAACACGGGAUUGGUGCUAGUAUGAACUUAUAAUAAAUGCUAUUAGGUACUUAUA